Molecule: messenger RNA, 1803 nt
Organism: Saxophila tyrrhenica
Lineage: Eukaryota; Fungi; Ascomycota; Dothideomycetes; Mycosphaerellales; Extremaceae
Exons: 1
Coding region: 1-1803 (600 amino acids)
Biological process (GO): regulation of transcription by RNA polymerase II
Molecular function (GO): RNA polymerase II cis-regulatory region sequence-specific DNA binding; DNA-binding transcription factor activity
Source: RefSeq, a predicted model, not a curated record
AUGGACUACUCUGCACAAACCACGCCGCCCAUGGCCCAAUCACCGUUCUUCUACUACAAUCCCGAUCCGAGCCCAGAGACCCGACAGCACGGUCACUUCACACCGCACCCGCAUUCCCACGGUCUGCCGAUGCCUAUGCUUCCAUCCAGCCCCGAGCACAUGAUGGCAUACCACCAGCCAAUGUACCAGCGACCCCACUCGGCAGGUGCUCACAUGCAGUACCAGCAGCCACCGAUGCAAUACAUCGCCCACCCGAUGCUCACUCCAGCAGCAUCUCCGCGUGCCCAACACCACAAGCCAAGCAUCAUGAUGCACCAGGGCCCGCAUGGCCUGAUGCCGCUCAACACCGAGUGCCCAAACUACUUCCCAGCUACGCCAACACUCUCUGCCUCUGGCUCGUUCAGCUCGGUUGACAGCCCGCCUUCGACGGCAGACGUCGUCCCAACGCCGGUCAGUGGAAUGUUCUUCCCGAGGCCAAUGCCUGGUAUGUUCCAGGCAGUCAAGCAGGGAUGCGAGGAAGAUGUCUACUCGGAGGUUCUUGCGAACGGUGACUGGACACGACCAGGCUCGCCGCCGAUGACGCCAGUGUUCUUGCACCCAAACUCGAAUAUCUCCCACGAUCAUUCGUAUCACCUCGCCGCGGGCAUGGGUCAGACGAUCUCGCCUUCUCCAUCGCCAGUCCCACGGUCCGUCGCAUCCGAGCAGGAUGUUUGCGACCCGCGGAAUUUGACAGUCGGCAACCAAUCUGAUCUCCCAAUGCCCUCAUUCAACAACGAGCGGGAAGAGCAACACGCAAUAUUCAAGGCGGACUCGCACCCGGAGCAAGUGACGAUUGUGACGCCCGACGAGCUUUCGAACCUCGGCGGGCUGCCAAGCUUUGAGCCGAUCUUCGAACUUGACGAUGAGGAAUUCGGGGCUGUCAUUCCCUUCACUGGCGCUGUUGACACCGUGUAUUACCAUGGCAACAAGCGCCAGAAGCUGGACGAGCUAACUUCCAUCGGCCUGGUCGAGGACGACGGCUUCUUCAGCGAAUCAAGCUUCAGCGACGAGGACGAAUUUGGCUUCAAUAGCUUCUCCUCCCCCUCAGCUUCCGACAUGUCUCUCCCCGAUCUCGCCGAAGACGUGCCCAAGAAGCGCAAGACCAAGAGGGCGUUUGAGGCAUCCACUCACGCUACCCAGGCCGCCAAUGAGCAGGAGUCAUCCAACAACACCGAGGGCCCCCCGAGCUCCGCCUCCGAGCCCACCGAGUCUAACGCGACAACACCAGCGCAAUCUGGCAGCGUCUCUCGCCGUGGACGCAAGCAGUCCCUCACCGACGACCCGUCCAAGACUUUCGUCUGCACCCUCUGCAGUCGUCGCUUCCGCCGCCAGGAGCACCUCAAGCGCCACUACCGGUCACUGCACACCCACGACAAGCCCUUCGAGUGCACCGACUGCGGCAAGAAGUUCUCUCGCUCCGAUAACCUCAGCCAGCAUCAGCGCACCCAUGGCGCCGGCACGAUGGUCAUGGGCGUCCUCACCCAACCAACCGAGCACCAAAUGCACCAGCCUCCUAUCGAGUCGGUCAACGGUGGCGAAGCCGGCAGCUUGAUCAGGCCCAAGAGCGAACAGCAGCAGUUCCCGCCUCCACCACCCGCUCCUCAGCACCGUGUUAGCCCUGACGCCGGUGAGCUCGGCGCCAUGCUCUUCGACGUCACCGCUCAGGUCGGCAGCUCCAGCGGCAGCAGCGUCGCCUACUCGGACACAUCCAGCCAGAUGUCCGACCAGAGGCCGGCGCAGAAGAAGCGGAAGCGGGAAGCGUGA